Gossypium raimondii (Peruvian cotton) is the source of this 2121-nucleotide messenger RNA. Its product is annotated as probable sphingolipid transporter spinster homolog 2. Gene Ontology annotation, cellular component: membrane. Gene Ontology annotation, molecular function: transmembrane transporter activity. Lineage: Eukaryota; Viridiplantae; Streptophyta; Magnoliopsida; Malvales; Malvaceae. The record is from RefSeq and is a predicted model, not a curated record. The coding region runs from base 91 to 1749 and encodes 552 amino acids. The transcript has 16 exons. Gene Ontology annotation, biological process: transmembrane transport.
UUCAAAAGAAGUAAAAUCGUUUUGUUGUAUAAGUGCAAAAAGAAAGGAAAAAGAAAAAGAAAGAGAAAGUAAACUAAAAAUCUUAUUUUUAUGGCGUCACUAUCUUCAACUCCUUCAAUGGAAGAGGAAAAAGAAGGCUCAGUGUCAGUUCAACAAUCAAACCCUCAAUCACAACACAUUGCUGCUUCUUCCUCCACCAUGGAUCUUCCUUCUAAUCCUUCUUGGUUCACACCCAAACGGUUAUUGUUUAUAUUUUGUGUGGUUAAUAUGAUAAACUAUUUGGAUCGAGGAACCAUAGCUAGCAAUGGUGUUAAUGGGAAGAAAAGGACUUGUGAUGACAAGGGAAUUUGCAAAUCUGGUAGUGGAAUUCAGGGAGAUUUUGAUUUGACUAAUUUUCAAGACGGUCUCUUAUCGUCUGCAUUUAUGGUUGGACUUCUUGUUUCGUCCCCGGUAUUUGCUUCCUUAGCAAAGAGCCACAACCCUUUUAGGCUUAUCGGAGUUGGAUUAUCUGUUUUUACCUUGGCUACUGCCGGAUGUGGUGCUGCUCCUUCCUUUUGGUUUAUUGCAAUAUGCCGCAUGCUGGUUGGUGUUGGGGAAGCUUCUUUCAUAAGUCUUGCAGCUCCGUUUAUUGACGAUAACGCUCCCAUUUCUCAGAAAACAGCCUGGCUUGCAGUGUUUUAUAUGUGCAUACCUACUGGAAUUGCUUUUGGAUAUGUUUAUGGCGGAUUAGUCGGGGAACAUCUUAACUGGCGCUAUGCAUUCUGGGGAGAGGCAUUGUUAAUGCUUCCAUUUGCUGUUUUCGGUUUUGUAGUGAAACCAUUGCAGUUGAAAGGUUUUUCUUCGAUUGAAUCCGAAAAAGCAUUGACACCUAUGGAGACAGUUUCUGCUGUAACUGAUGAUUUGGAUGCAUCGAAAGUAAAAGGCCCUAUUUUGGUUGGAGGUGAUGGUAUCAGUGCUGAUGAAUUGAAUAAAACUUCCAAGUCACUAGACAUACGCAACAUUUUGAAUCGGUUAUCUCAGUUUGGGAAAGACAUGAAAGUGCUUUUGGUGGACAAAGUUUAUGUUGUAAAUGUUUUAGGUUAUGUAGCGUACACCUUUGUCCUUGGAGCAUAUGGGUAUUGGGGGCCAAAGGCUGGUUACAAUAUUUAUCAUAUGAAGAGUGCAGAUAUGUUGUUUGGAGGGAUUACAGUUGUUUGUGGGAUCUUCGGAACAAUAGCCGGUGGCUUCAUCCUAGAUCACAUGAGUGCUACAAUAAAUCAUGCUUUUAUCCUUCUUUCAGGUGCGACAUUUCUGGGUGCAAUUUCUUGCUUUUCUGCUUUUUGUCUCAGGAAUUUGUAUGGUUUCCUGGUACUCUUUGCAGUAGGUGAAUUACUUCUUUUUGCUGCACAGGCUCCAGUCAAUUUUGUGUGUCUUCAUUGUGUCAAACCGAGUUUGAGACCAUUAGCUAUGGCCAUGUCUACUGUCUCGAUUCACAUAUUCGGUGACGUGCCAUCCUCCCCACUUUUUGGGGUUGUCCAGGAUCAUAUUAACAAUUGGAGGACAACUACACUUAUGCUCACAUCGAUCUUCGUCCUUGCUGCCGGAUUCUGGUUUAUAGGUAUUUUCCUACCAAGUGUUGACAAGUGUACUGAUGAAAAUGAAACUCAAGUCUCUCCGAAUCCAAUGGUCGAUAUGAAGACAUUGCCUGAUGGAAAUGGAGAUAAGGGUCCUGCUGAAGUCCAAGACUCUAAUUUCAGACCUCCAUGCUGAAGUCCAAGGCUCACAAACAUAAACAUAAACAUAAACAAAAUCAGAAGUGGGAACAAACACAAAAAUAUGGUGGCAUUCUUAUACGUCCCGGUCUACAUCGACAAAUGGUGAGUUUGCAACUAAGGAAUACGUGAAGAUAUAAGUUUUCGAAGCCGGUCUCGGAGAAGGUAGAUGAAUAAGAAGCUGGCAUCCUAUUUAGAGGUAUUUUGCUGUUAAUUUCACACUUUUUUUUCCCCUUUCAGCUUUGAAUUUAAUCAUUUGUAGAUAUAUCAACUAAUAGUUUUACAUACUGUGGAUAAAUGCUAUAGAAUCAUCAGUGCAUGUGAAAUUAUUAUUAUUUUUUUCUAGUAAAAUAUUUUCAUUCUUUCUCAA